Molecule: messenger RNA, 753 nt
Organism: Dalotia coriaria
Lineage: Eukaryota; Metazoa; Arthropoda; Insecta; Coleoptera; Staphylinidae
Product: shematrin-like protein 1
Exons: 2
Coding region: 101-562 (153 amino acids)
Source: RefSeq, a predicted model, not a curated record
ACAUGUAAGAGGGGCAAAAAGUGGUUUGAUUGCAUGUAUAUAAACAUUUCACGACGCUCAUAUCAACAUCAUCAAGAACAAAUCACAACAGCCGUGUUGUAUGAUCAACAAGUUGCCUAUAUUAAGUGAUAUAAGCUUUAAAAUGGAAAUUUAUAAGGUUAAUUUGUGUUUUUUGGCAUUUUUGGCCUUUGUACAAGUUUUAACUGCACAACCAGUGCAACAAGGUGUACGACCUUUAGGUCUAGACUCCGGUGUGCCUGUUGUUGCACUCCCAAAUGUUUCCGAUGAACAAUCCGACCCUUCAACAGGAGUAAAACGCACAGUUAAACGUGGCGCCCUCUACGGAGGUUACGGUGGACUAUACGGCGCUGGUUACGGCUACGGCGCGUACGGAUUAUACGGCGGUUAUGGAGGUUAUGGAGGUUAUGGUGGCUUCGGCCAUUACGGUUAUCCAUACCAUGGAUACGGUGGAUUUGGUUACGGAUACGAUUAUCCUUACUACGGAUAUGGUUAUGGUGGAUAUGGAUACCCAUUUGGUUACGGAUACGGAUAUUAUAUUUAAAUUUAACUUUUUUGAGUUAAAAACGUGAAUAUUUGAUUGAUUUACUUUGAAAAAUUGAUUUUUUUAAAGGAAUAAUGCGACAUAACCUACUUUCAGGCGUUUUAUUACCAUAUUAUAUUAAAAUGUAAUAAAAACAUUUAUUUCUAAUGGAAAGUAAGCAAUAAAAUUUGAUUAUACUUUGACCCUCAUAA